Molecule: messenger RNA, 1329 nt
Organism: Rhagoletis zephyria (snowberry fruit fly)
Lineage: Eukaryota; Metazoa; Arthropoda; Insecta; Diptera; Tephritidae
Source: RefSeq, a predicted model, not a curated record
AUGGCGCAGGACAGCAACAACAACUGCACCGCCAAAGGGGACGCAAAGGUGGUGAAGGAUGCGGUCAAAAAGGGAGUGAAAGACAGUAGCAAACCAGUUGACAAGCCGAGGAGAGUAAAGAAAAAAGAAGUUGCCCCUGAUUAUAUGACUCGUGUUGUCGUUCGUCAGCUACCGCCAACAAUGACUGAAGAGCAAUUCCUCAAUGACAUUUCUCCUUUGCCCGAAUACAGCGAGUUCUACUUUGUCAAUGGCGAUCUCAGUUUGGGCGAAUUUGCAUUCUCCAGAGCUUAUUUUAAAUUUAAAAAUUUUGAAGAAAUGCUCAUCUUUAAAGACAAGUUUGAUGAUUAUGUCUUUUUAGACUCUAAAGGCAAUGAGUUCCCGGCGAUUGUCGAGUUUGCGCCACUGCAAAAAAUGCCCCGUCCAAGUAGCGAAGCUAAAAAGACCAAGCAAGACAUCAAGAUGAACACUAUUGAGAGCGAUCCAGAAUACAUUGCGUUUGUUGAAGAGCUGAAAAAUACCAACUCCACUAGUCCUCCUCCUUACUCAGCGGAUGCUUUGCUGGAGGAAAUUGAAAACAAUAAACUGUCAAAGGACAACGAUUCUCAGUUGACGCCACUGCUCGAGUUUAUUGGCAAAAAACGAGAAGAGAAACUUAAAAUGAAAGAGGAUAAGAAGCGCAAAAAAGACGAAACCAAGAAGAAGAAGGCGAUCACCAAAGAAGUGAAAGCAAAGGAACAGGCGACCAAACAGAAAGCCAACAACAAACCGCCAGCACCAGUUAAACCGCCAGCACAAGAGGUCAAAUAUGUGAUCAAAGUGAAAAGUGAAACGAAAGUGAACCCUCAAAAAGCAGCCGACGACUCAGCUAAAGUCAAGCCAGCAGCUCAAAAGCCUUCCAACACUUCAAACUUAGAUAACAAAAAAGAUAAAGCCAAGCCUAGUACAGAGGAGAAAAGUGCUAAACAAAAGGAGCCCAAUACUAAACCGGCUCGCAUUCGAAACAAAGAUCGUCCCGCCAGAGAAAUCUAUCGACCUGGCUCAAAGCCAAAGACGCAACAGCAACCGCAGCAGCAGCAGCAGCAGCAGCCUCAACAACAUCCUCCUUCACAGCCACCGCCUACUGCUUCAUCUUCUGCAGUCGGUACCAACGCUGGCCCCUCUGAAAGUUCAACUGCUGGAAAAGCUAAAGUAGCUGCUUCGUCAGACCAAGGAGAGAAACCAGUACAAAAUACAAACACCACCACCACCACCAUCAACACCACUAAAAGUAGCAACACUCAGUCGAAACCGUUCAAGAAGUACCGCGUCUUCACCAGAACCAAAAACUAA